Messenger RNA from Sycon ciliatum, 2983 nucleotides. RefSeq lists its product as uncharacterized. Lineage: Eukaryota; Metazoa; Porifera; Calcarea; Leucosolenida; Sycettidae. Bases 209 to 2314 code for a protein of 701 amino acids. The transcript has 14 exons. Gene Ontology annotation, molecular function: protein binding. The record is from RefSeq and is a predicted model, not a curated record.
CGAAAGCAAACGGAAGCGUUUCUUGUCACGAAUAAAGAGGAGGUAGAUAUUUUGCAUGCCUCACAUGACAGUCAGUCCACACCGCUACCAGUAUCUCUUUUCAAAGUAAAUUAAUUGAUGCAGCUGCGGGAGGUCCACCGCAUGCAUGCAGCAGGUGGUAUUUACUUUGUUUUCCCAGAUUCCGGAAUUGCUGUAGGCGGUUGAGAAGAUGAGUGGUGGGCCUCCUUCUUUGGUUGACAUUCUGAAGGAGAAGAAUGCGGCCAAACGUAAGCGGGCUCUCAGCCGCCUGUUUUUGGAGCUGUGUGGUGCUGCUAGUGCUGAGGAUUCGUCAAUGACAGUGUUCUCACUCGCACUGGGACGGGAACGUGUAUGGCAAGAGCGACUUCUCCAUGUUCUCAGAGACAUGAAGGUCUUGUUCUCACGCCAUGACCUGCCUAAGUUGAUUGGCAUGGACAAAGUUGGACUAGGCAAGACACUCAUCAGCGCCAGUGCCGCUGUUUUCCUGGUCCGUGUCUUGCAAGUCAAGCUACCAGAGAAGACGGCUGAGGAAGGUGGCGGUGCUGGCGGAGCCGAAAUCUUCCACGACUGGCCUCUGACUUACAACAUUGCUGCAGCUCUGCUUGGUCAGCUGAGUAGCGCAGCUAGUAAGGAUGAUGGAGCAAUGGAAGAACUGUUUGAGCAGGAGUCAGUGGAGAUUCUUCUCAAACAACUAAAUGAGAAGACUGCUCAGCAUGUCAUUCCAGCCUUUGUAUCCUGUACCUCACUCCUUCAGUUUUGCAAUGCCUCGGGUGAAGCCUGUGAACGUAUCAUUUUCGCUGGUGGCCUGCCAUUGCUUGGAAGCUUUGUUCUUCGUGACAGUCCACAGCAAUGGGUUGCUAAACACUGCAAGGGGAAGAUGAAAUCGUGUGAGAUUGCUUACUUCUUUGAUAGCUCUUCCCGGCGUGUUCUAACGCUGGCGGAGAGGCAGAAGCAGGCCUACGCCAAGAUGAUGGAUCUUAGCUACUGUGCACAAGUGGACGCCAUUAAGGUUUUAGCUCGGAUAGUUCAGUUGAACGAACGAACCCGUGCUCAAGUGUGGAAAUGUAAAGAAGCAAGCAAGGCGAUCAUUAAGUGGCUUAACAUACCUGUCAUUACCAAGCAUGACCUUAAAAUAAUCACCGCCAUGGCCAAAGUCUUGGCCUUGCUCUGCACUAAUGAGGAACAGGCAUGGAAGAUCAACUUGAUGCAUGACAUCACCUACCUGCUGGAAAUCGGAAUUUCUCUUCCGUACAAGGAGGGUGUUCUGGCAUUCUUGGAGCUUGCUCUUACUUUCUCCAGACUUGGCGGGCGUUGCCGAAAAGAGAUUGCUGGAAGUGAGGUGAUUUUGCCAACAGUGAUGUCCACAAUAUGGUCGUAUUGUCCAGAGAUUCAGCGUGCUUCAAUGAGCCUUCUCAUUACUCUAGCCAGCUCGACAGAUUCAGCUCCAUUUGCGUUUAAUGCUGGUGUGACGCCGGAAUUUGUUUAUCUUUUCCGCAACUUUUAUAGCUCAGUGUCUGGGACUGAAGAGAGUGCAACGCAGUUGAAAAAAGCCAUGAUUCGCUACCAUUCAAGUCCGUGGAAAGCAGAAGCCCAUAAGUUUGAUCGUCACAAGAUCCAGCUGAACUCUGCAUGUGCUUCGCACCUGAAGUCAGAAGGCAACGAUUCGUUCCAGAAGCGAGACUAUCAGGCUGCAUAUGAAAGCUAUCGUUGUGCGUCAGCCAUUUGCCCGCCAUUGGAAACACGCUGUGUGAUUCCUAUACCACCACCUAUUCCUGAGCUCUACCUGCCACCGUGGGAUUUCCUGCGCUUUCAAGAGUGGAGUUUGCCCAGUGUACUCUACAGCAACAUGGCACAAUGUAUGUUGAAGAUGCAUGAUCCACACGAGGCUAUUCGUCUCUGCAUGGAGGCGCUGGGCCGGUGUCUGCAAGAUUCAGCCGAGGCCAACAAGCUACGUGUUAAAGUGGUGUAUCGACGGGCACGUUCCUAUCUCUGCACUGACCAGUACGUUCAUGCACUGAACGAUGCCGCCUAUUGCUACAAUAACAGUUUGGAUAAGGAUGAAUCUAUAACCAGCUUAUACCGAGAGGCGCUGUUGCGGUAUCGGAUGGAUUUCGGCCAUGAGUCGGUGCGAGUAUGCGGCGUGUGUGGCGAAGGCGCUGGUGAGAAGCUGAAGCGCUGCGCUAAUUGCACCGAGUGCUACUGCUCACGCGACUGCCAGAAAGCCGACUGGGACAAAGGCCAUAAGGCACUGUGUACUGCUAUAAAAGACCCGUAUGACGUGUGUGAUUGCUGUUGAUGUCGUCACAUAGUCACCUUACUCUGUGCACUUUGUACGCUCAGGUGCAGCACACUAGCUUUUCUGUUCCAGUCUUUUUUUAUCAUAUUCGGAUUUGAAGUCUUUGUUUUGGUGCCAUUUUUAUUCUGAAAAAGUUAAUGUCCUUCGCCAUGCUGUACCAUCUUGGUCGUGGUGGGUUUUAUUUAUUCGUUUUCUGUUCCAUAUCUUGUGAAGGCCUGUGAGUACAUGUAGCACAGUGAGUACAUGUAGCACAGUGAAUGUACUUGGUAGUUAGUGUGGUACAUUCUGUGAAUGUGUGUGUCUGUGUGCGCGUGUGUGUGUGUGCGCGUGUGUGUGUGUGCACGUAUGUAUGGUGUGUGCAUGCACGUGUGUAUGUGUGUAGGUGUGUGUUUAUUAGUACUUCGAAGUAUUAGUCUUAUUGGUGAUUUCCUAGCCUAAUCUGUGUUAGUCGUCCGAUUUGCUUUUGGUCAGGCUUCAGCAUUAGUUGGUACUGCAACUUUUGUUUCUUGUUCUCAAUCCUUUGUUUCCCCACACAUGUGUUCUCGUUGGGUUUCUUUUUACAGUUCUUCCUUCUUGUGUACGUACUUGUACACUAGGGAUCCAUCUUUUUCCCCGCAAAUGAUACGAAGGGCACCGUACUUCACGUCCCAUAUAAACACAUUCUUGGGA